AUGGUACAGAUAUUUAAUAGGGAGGGAAGUCUAUAUAAUGUCAGUCUGGAAAACAACAGAGUGCGUGCACUUAUCAUUACAACCUACAGAGAUGAUGGGACACGUCCAAUUGUUUUUACCUUAUUGGCAGUAGCAUUUUACAUCUCUCAAUCCUGCGAUGCGGUAGUAGUGGCUUCCCUUGAGGCCGAACAAACACCCAAGUACUGGUAUGAUCAGGCCAAGGAAACGUUAGCAAAUGCUAUCAAACUGCAACCCAAUACCAAUAAAGCAAAGAAUCUUAUCUUGUUUCUAGGAGAUGGAAUGGGUGUCACCACAAUAUCUGCAGCUCGUGUAUACCAGGGACAAUUGGAAGGGCAGCCUGGAGAGGAAAACAUUUUGGAGAUGGAGAAAUUUCCUUAUGUUGCACUUUCUAAGGUGUACAAUGUAGAUGCACAGGUUCCAGACAGUGCAGGUACAGGAACAGCCUAUUUAUGUGGGGUAAAGUCUAAUUCUGGGAUGCUGGGUGUGAGUGCAGCUGCGCGACAUGGAGUCUGCACUAGUGCCAACGGAAAUGAAGUGACCUCCAUACUUCACACAGCAAAGCAGGCGGGUAAAUCAGUGGGUAUUGUGACAACCACUCGUGUCCAACAUGCCUCUCCAGCUGCGGCCUAUGCUCACAUUGUCAAUAGAGACUGGUACUCAGACAAUGAGAUGACUGAAAAUAUGACUAACAGUGGCUGCAAGGAUAUUGCAUACCAACUGGUGCACAACACGGAUAUAAAUGUGAUUCUGGGAGGUGGGAGAGCAUACAUGGAUGCCGCAAAUACACCUGAUCCUGAAUACCCAAACAGCUCAUCAAGUCAAGCUGUUCGUAAGGAUGGGCAAAACCUAACCAACAUAUGGCUGAGCAAAAGACAGCGGGCACAUUAUGUAUGGAACAAGGAGCAGUUUGAUGCUAUACAUGAAACUAACACCGAUUAUCUUAUGGGUCUUUUUGAACCAAAAGACAUGAAGUAUGAACUGAGCCGGGAUAAGAACACUGACCCAUCCCUGUCCGAGAUGACUGAGAAGGCCAUCAAGAUCCUGAGCAAGAAUCCCAACGGGUUUUUCCUUUUUGUAGAAGGUGGCAGAAUUGACCAUGGUCACCAUGAUACGAAUGCCAAGAAUUCAUUGACUGAGGCUGUUGAAUUUGACAAAGCCAUCCGCAGGGCUGGACAGAUAACAUCUGAAACUGACACACUAACUGUUGUAACUGCUGACCACUCCCACGUUUUUACCUUUGGUGGAUACACAGAUCGUGGCAACAGUAUUUUGGGAAAGGCCCCCGGCAGCGCUAAAGAUGGUAUGCCAUAUACAAGCUUGUUGUAUGGCAAUGGACCUGGCUUCAAAAUUGUUAAUGGAACUCGUGAGAAUAUUACCAGCAUUGCCAUAGAUGGAGAUUAUCUGCAACAAACCGCUGUCCCACUUUCAUCAGAGACACAUGGAGGCGAGGACGUCGCUAUUAUGGCAAAAGGACCUUAUGCACAUCUUUUCCAUGGCAUUCAUGAGCAGAGCUAUAUUCCCCAUGUAAUGGCGUUUGCAGCUUGCUUGGAACCUUAUCAAGAUUGCCCUCACAGUUCAGGCUUUCUCACCGCUCCUUCGAUCAUGCUAAUUUUGAUCAGUGUAUGGGGAGUUCUCCUACAAUGAGGGUGUCAAUUCCUUUCAUUUGAUGGCCAGCACUUCGUCAUUGUUUCUAUGACAUUUAUGACUAAUUAAUUGUAUCACAUAUAUUUGGUUAAAAGUCAAUAGCAAGCUGGCUUUAUAUUUAUAUUCUUGCACUUUGUUUCCGAUUCCAUACAAUAAAAGAUCCUGCCAUUGAA
Rana temporaria (common frog) is the source of this 1838-nucleotide messenger RNA. Its product is annotated as alkaline phosphatase-like. Gene Ontology annotation, cellular component: plasma membrane. Lineage: Eukaryota; Metazoa; Chordata; Amphibia; Anura; Ranidae. Gene Ontology annotation, biological process: dephosphorylation. The record is from RefSeq and is a predicted model, not a curated record. The coding region runs from base 1 to 1665 and encodes 554 amino acids. Gene Ontology annotation, molecular function: alkaline phosphatase activity. The transcript has 11 exons.